UUUUGUUGAUGUUGAUAAAUAUUUCGAUUUGUUGAUUUGUCAAUUUUUGAUCACAUAUAUUCGAUAUUUCAAAUACUAGAAGCAGCGAAGGAUAAGUUUCCUUUUUUAGUAAAAAUGCACCAAGCAUACCUAUUGUCGCCUCUAUUGAAAGUUACUUAUCAAGUGGAAUCUAUUGCAGCUUAUGAUGAUAAUUUGCUGGUUGGAACACGGCAAGGCCACUUAUGUAUGUACAAUCUAGUGAGAACUGAUGAGAAAUGUGAUGUUCAGUUGAUGAGAUAUAACAAGUCAUUCAGUAAAAAAGCAGUUCAGCAGUUGGAAGUGAUUCCUGAACAUAACUUACUCCUUAGUCUAACAGACAAUUUAAUUCAAGUUCAUGAUCUAAAUGCCAUCAAUUUCACAACAAUACAUCAAGUUCAGAAAUCCAAAGGGGCUACUUUCUUCACCAUGAAUGUAAAGAAAACCACCUCUAUGACUGGUGAAAUAACUAGUUUGGUUCGCAUGGCAGUGUCGGUUAAAAGAAAAGUUCAAUUGUACUAUUUGAAGAAUCAUGAAUUUCUUCCUCUAAUGGAUGAUAUCAACCUAAAUGAUAUACCCCGCUCCUUAGUAUGGUGCCAAGAAGCAAUUUGUGUGGGCUAUAGAGGAGAAUAUGCUCUCCUACAGUUAGAUGGAACCCAAACAGAUUUGUUUCCAACAAGUAGUACCCGUUCUAAUGAACCUUGCAUAGUUAAAGUUUCUGAUUCUACUUUUGCAUUAUGUAGAGAAACACAGACAGUUUUAGUGAAUACAAAAGGUGAAACAGAACGAAAUAAAGCAUUGAGAUGGUCAGAAGUACCAGUAAUCUUGGCUUGGGAUGAACCUUAUGCUCUAGGAAUACUCACAGACUGCAUAGAAGUCUUGACUUUGGAACCCAGUGGUCUGGUACAAACAUUGGAUGAACUACCAAAAGUACGGUACAUAGUAUCAGCAAAACAGGGCCUGUUAUAUGCUGCAUCAAUAAGUCAGAUUUGGUGUAUUCAAGCUGUUGAUGUAGCUAAGCAGAGGAAAGUGUUGGUUGAUGCUAAACAAUUUCAAUUAGCUCUCAAACUGACACAAAUCUCUGACGAAUCCGAUGACGAAAAGAAUGAAAAGAUCCACCACAUCCAGACCCUGCUGGCCUACGACCUGUUCCACCGCAAGCAGUUCCACGAGAGCAUGCGCGAGUUCCUCAAGCUCCGAACCGACGCCUACGACGUCAUCAGGUUGUUUCCCGAUCUGCUGCCGCAGGCGCCGCCAGGGGGCGAGGCGGCUGAAACCGUGCGCGAUCUGACGGAGAAGGAGCUGGAGACGAGCAGACUGGCGCUGAUCGACUACCUGACGGAGAUGCGGCAUCAGCUGCAGGCUUCUGACACACAGGCGACCAUCAACGCCAGAGGCAACCUCAACGAGAAGACCACCAGCAAGUCCACCAACCAACUGCUCCAGAUCAUCGACACCACCCUCCUGAAGUGCUACCUCCAGACCAACGAUGCGCUGGUGGCACCGCUCCUCCGCCUCAACCGCUGCCACCUGGUGGAGGCCGAGAAGGUCCUGAAGAAGAUGGGCAAGCACAACGAGCUCAUCAUCCUGUACCAGACCAAGGGGCAGCACCGCAGAGCGCUGGAGCUGCUGCAGUCCGAGGGGGUGGUGGAGCGCACGGUGGGGUAUUUGCAGCACUUGGGGGUGGACAAUAUGGGGCUGGUGCUCGAGUUCGCUGAUUGGGUGUUGCGAGAGGCGCCCGAGGAGGGAUUGAAGAUAUUCACUGAGGACAUAGCCGAAGUGGAAGCUCUGCCGCGACCUCGCAUCCUCGACUUCCUCCUCAAAUCCCACAAAGCAGCAGUGAUCCCCUACUUGGAGCACGUGGUGCACACGUGGGAGGACUCCAAUCCCCUGUUCCACAACGCCCUCAUCCACCAGUACAGGGAAAAAGUGACGUCAGACGGGCCGGCGGGCUCGGAGCACACGCGCAAGAAGCUGCUGCAGUUCCUGGAGGGCAGCAAGCAGUACAGCCCGGAGAACGUGCUGAACAGCUUUCCCGUGGACGGGCUGCUGGAGGAGAGGGCAGUGGUGCUGGGCAAGAUCGGGAGGCACGAGGAGGCGCUGGGCAUUUAUGUGAGGGCGUUGGGGGAUGUGAAGAAGGCGGAAGAGUAUUGCGAGCGGCUUUAUAGGGAGGAGGUUCCCGGCAGUAGGAAGGCGUACGUUUACCUGACGAAACUCAUCCUGGAUCCAGCCAGCUGCCCCCUACCGCUGCCGGCGUCAGUCCUCUCUCCGAAGACCGCCCAGCCCGACCUGGAGUUAGCCCUGCAGCUGCUGGAGGCGCACGCGGGCCACACGGACGCGCUGGAGGCGCUGGCCGUCCUGCCGGACUCGCUGCCCAUCUCCAGGAUCCACAAGUUCCUUUCGGUGGCCCUGCAGAAGGUGAUCGAAGAGCGGCGCGGCAUGCAGCUGAUGAAGGGGCUGCUGUACGAGGAGCAUCUGCGCUGCCAGGAGAUGCGGCUGGCGCUGCAGGGCCAGCACGUGCUCGUCACCGAGCUGAACGUGUGUCCGGUGUGCAAGAAGAGGUUCGGGAAUCAGAGUGCAUUGGUGCGGUAUCCAAACGGAGAUGUGGUACACUAUUCCUGUCAAGAGAAGAAGAACUGAUUCAACUCAUUAAAGCUCUGACUUCAUUGUUUUAAAGACUUAUUGAGGUCUCAUUUUAUAUUAUACUUUGAUUUGUGAUAUCAUUCUAGUUAGGAAUUGUAAUAUUUUAUAUUGGAUUAAAUAAUAAAUAUAUAAUAUGUAAGCAGCCCAAUUUUAAUGAAAUUAAAAUAUGGAAAAACAGUUAAA
Molecule: messenger RNA, 2841 nt
Organism: Phaedon cochleariae (mustard beetle)
Lineage: Eukaryota; Metazoa; Arthropoda; Insecta; Coleoptera; Chrysomelidae
Source: the annotation of a GenBank genome assembly